AUGAUUCUAUUAGGAACAUUAGCAGCUGUAGCUACUGGAAUUUUACUUCCUAUAUUUGCUAUUCUGAUAGGUGAUAUAUCAGACGCUUUUGAGCCUCUGAAUGACCCAGUCUCAAAAAGAGAAAAUUUAUUGGAAAUCUCCGGAAAAAUUGCUAUUUUCUCUUUUGCUACAUGGUUUACUGGCUAUAUUUAUUUCUCUUUCUGGUAGCAUGUUGCUGAAAAUGUUACCAAUGAGCUAAGAAUUAGAUAUUUAAGUGCUCUCCUUAAGCAGGAGGUGCAAUACCUUGAGUAAAUACAAGUUCAAAAGUUACCAUCUCUACUUGGUGAAAAUUUCAGUCAGAUUUCAGAAUCAAUAGGCUAGAAACUUUCAGCUUUUAUAUUCUCCUUUGUUAACAUGCUAUCAGCUUUUAUAGUAUCACUAAUAAGAGGGGUGGACCUCACAGCUAUCUUUUUUUCAGUUUUCCCUGCAAUGUUUAUAAUAAUAGCAAUUCUUGGUGCAAUAGUAAAGAAAGUUUCAUUAUCUAAAAUUUUGGGACUUGCCAAGAUGACUGACAAAAUUGAUGAAACUUUAUUAGGAAUUAAGGUUGUCAAAUCAUUUGCUUAAGAAGAUAGAGAGAUUUCAAUGUUUUAGGAAAUAUCAGAACAAUCGAGGUUAAAAUCUGUAAAAGCUGAGUAUUUCACAUGCGCUUUUAUUGCUAUUUUGAAAUUUGUUAUUUUCGGAUUUUACGGAAUAAAUCUAUGGAUAGCAACUAUUUAUAUAGACGAGAAAAAAAUUAAUCCAAACACUGGGAAAUAAUACACUGUUGGAGAAAUAUUCUCAAUCAUAUUUUGCGUCAUGAGUUGCUCAGCCAUGACUUUUUAACUUAUACCUAAUUUACAAGCAGUUCUCAAAGUUAAAAUUAUUGGUAAAUAAAUAUUCGAUGUGAUAGAAAGAAAACCUUAAUAGGAAUAGUAUGAGACUAUAAGUGAGCAAAUUUUGCCAGAUUUCAAGUCUAUUAUAUUUGAUAAAGUAACUUUCAAAUACCCAAAUACUAAGAAUGAUCUCCUAAGCGAGGUUUGUUUCCAAAUAUAGGCUGAGACUUCAACUGUUAUUGUAGGUUAAUCAGGUUCAGGUAAAAGUACUAUUGUAUAAUUGCUUGAGAGAUUUUACGGAAUAAAUUAAGGAGCGAUACUUUUGGAUAAAGUCAAUAUAAAUGACAUUCCAAUUAAUGUUCUGAGAGACUCUAUUGGCUAUGUAUAGCAAGAGCCUAUAUUGUUGCAAGGCACAAUCAUAGAUAAUAUUUUAUUUGGCAAUAAAGAUGCAUCUGAAGAAUAAAUAAAAAAUGCUUUGGUUAAGGCUAACGCUUCAUUCGUUUAUUCACUUGAAAAUGGAGUAAACACAUAUGUGGGCACAUCCUCACUGAUAAAUCUCUCUGGUGGGCAGAAACAAAGAAUAGCAAUUGCCAGAGCAUUAGUCAAAAAUCCUAAAAUUCUAAUCUUAGAUGAAGCCACUAGCGCACUAGAUCAGAAGAGUGAAUAGGAAGUGCAAUAAGCCAUUUUUAAUUUAUAAAAUAAUAAUGAUGGAGACAAAAAAAGAGGGUAGUAAAUUACUAUUAUAAUGAUUGCUCAUAGACUCUAAACAAUAUAAACUGCUGAAAAUAUCAUUUAUUUCGAUAAGGAUUAGGGUGAUUUGUAAAUUAGCUAAGCUUCUAAAGGAUCAUUGGAAUAUGAUUAGAUCAUGAAAAAACUUAUUGAUUAAUCUAAAAGUAGUAAGUCUAUUGAAAACUAAGAGGAGCUAGUACCUAAAUAAAUGGGAUAAUCCAAGUCUUAGUAACUCUAGCAAGUAAGAAUCAAUGAAGAAUUUAUUGCUAUUCCCACUGAAGGUGCAUAACCUUAAAUUGAUUAAAUUGAGAGUCUAAAUCAAUAUAAUAAUGAAGAGUCAGAAUCUCUUCCAGUUAUGGUUCAUUUAAGAAAGGAUUCUAAUAAUGAAUCUGGGACUUUUAAUAACAUAAUGAAAUAUUAUGGUCCGAAAUACAUGGUUGUUAUAUCUUUCAUUGCUAGUUUCAUAGAUGCAUUUGCGUACCCUUUGAAUGGCUAUAUAUUUGCAAAGAUUUUAUUUGUUCUAAUAAACAAUCCAUAUUCUAAGACAUAUGAAGAAGAUAGAAAUUUUUGGUGCAGCUCAUUUAUGGGUUUGGUUUUGGCAGCUGGACUAAGUGAUUUUCUCAAUAAUGGUAUACACAAACACUUAAGUGAAAAUUUAACAAACAAUGUCAGAGUCAAACUAUAUUCAAGCAUUAUGAGAAAAGGGUUUGCUUGGUUUGACAAUUAAAAACGUACUCCUGGCAUACUUAGUGGCUAUCUAACUGAGGAAAUACGUCAUUUAAAUGGUCUGACAAGCUAAGCAAUUAACAAUACUUUGGAAUCGAUAUUUUGUCUAUUAAUUGGAAUUUUGAUUGCAUUCUUCAACUCUUGGAGACUCGCCUUAAUUGGAAUGGUUGCUUCCCCUAUGGUCGUAAUAGGUGGAGUAGCUCUACAAAUAGCUUUAUGGAAUAGAGCCUAAAAUCAUACUAAAGCUGGCAGUAAAGAGAAAGUAAAAAUUCAGCCUUACGAUUUAGCAAAUAGUUUAAUCUCUGAGGUAUUAACAAAUUAUAAGACUGUGAUAAGUUUUGGCCCAAAGAAUAUUGGUUAUCUUAUUGAAAAGUAUAAUCUUCUUCUUCUAGAACCCCAAAGGAAUGCAAUAAAAUAUGCUCACUACUCUGGCAUCAUGUAUGGAUAUUCAAUGAGUAGUAUGUAUUUAUUCGCUGCCUUAAUGUUCGGGAUUGCAGCAAAAUAUAUUGUCAUUUACUAUGAUCCUCCUGAGGAAUCUUUCAUCGCUAUCUACACAAUGCUUUAUGCUGCUUUGCAAUCAGGGGUUUUAAUUUCCCAAGUUCCUUCUUUAGACAGAGCAAAGUAAGCAUCUGAAAAGAUAUUCUCUAUAAUAAAUGAAUAAGAUAUUACAGACAGAAUCCCCUAAAAAAUGUUAGUAAACUCUCAACAUCAAAUAUAAAAUGGGACUAUUCAAUUCAAAAAUGUCCAAUUCAAAUAUCCAUCAAGAGAGGAAAAUUUAUUCUAAAGGCUUAACUUUGAAAUUCAAGGAGGCCAAAAAGUUGCUAUAGUAGGUCACUCUGGCAGCGGCAAAAGUACCAUCGCUAAUUUAAUACUCAGAAUGUAUGAAAUAACUGGAGGAUAAAUUUUAAUAGAUGGUAUUGACAUGAAUCAAAUUGAAACAAAUAUUCUCCUAAGUUGUAUUGGUUAUGUGAUGCAGGAACCAAUAUUAUUUGACAUGAGUAUCAAAGAUAACAUCAAGUACGGUAAUAUUGAGGCAACAGAUCACUAGCUAAGGAUUUCUGCAAAACUAGCGAAUGCUUUACACUUUAUAGAAACUAUUAAACAACAAGGAUAAAGUACUAAUUCAAAUGAUUUUUUAGAUAUCUAAGAAAUAGAAGAGUAAAAUUCAAUUAAUCAGUUAAAAGAAAUUUAUGUUGAAAAUCCAAUACUUGAAAAAGAACUCUAAACCUUAAUUGAAGAGUAAGCAAUAUAGGACCCUCAAAUUAGGGUGAUUAAAUAAAUAGUAAGUGCGGCUAACUAACAAAUUAGGGAGAAGAUAAGUAAAAAUGUCAAGAUUUUUAUAAAGGUGAUUAAUGAAUCAAUUGAAAAGCAUUAUGAUAACUUGAAAGUAAUUAAAAAUUUCUAUUGGGAAGUAGAAGUUUAAGAUAUCAAAAAUUUCGUUCAACUAAAAUCUACUGCAGAUGAGAAAUAUAAGCAAUAGAUUGAAGUUGCACUUACAGAUAAUAUAGAAUAAUUUGAUAUAAUAACAGUUGAGGAAUAUUUAAAACUAAAUUUAGAAUCUAUUAACCAAUUAGCUUGCCCAAACUUUGAAGAUCUAAUAAAUGAUAAAUAAAAUUAAGAUAGAAUUAAGACUAAAUAGAAUUUUCUUGAAGAACAGCUUGAACAAAUCAAAUCUAAUUCAGAGAAAUUCAGUUUAUAAAAUGAAGGUAAGUUGCAUAACGGAUUUAACAGGAGUUGCGGACCCAAGGGUUCUAAACUCUCUGGAGGACAAAAAUAGAGAAUCGCUAUUGCUAGAGCUUUGAUUAAAAAUCCUAGGAUAUUGAUUUUAGAUGAAGCAACUUCUGCUCUUGAUGAAUAAUCGUAAGAAUAAGUUUAAAAGGCUCUUGAAACAGCGAUGGAAGGUAGAACUUGUAUUGUGAUUGCUCACAGAUUGAGUACAAUAUAAAAUUGCUAGUGGAUUAUUGUUAUGGAUAAGGGAGAGAUUGUUGAGCAAGGUUCUUUUUAAGAUCUCUCAUUAAAUCAGUUUUCUUAUUUUAAUAAGCUUAAGGCUAAAAUGGAAUCAUGA
Molecule: messenger RNA, 4371 nt
Organism: Stylonychia lemnae
Lineage: Eukaryota; Ciliophora; Spirotrichea; Sporadotrichida; Oxytrichidae
Source: the annotation of a GenBank genome assembly